AUGCAGAAGGGGAAAGAUGAUCCAAAAGCAGUGGAAAAGGUAUCAAAGUGAAAAGCCUCGCCCCGCCCCGAGUUGGCUCUCAGUCUCCGUCGGGCCGCAGGCCCGAAAGGUUCCUUCGGUUGCGAACUUUUCGCGACCUUUGUAUGCAGGGUGGGGCCGGAUCCGGGAAUGCGCUGGGUUUCUCCUAUCGUGUGUUUUUCUCGCGGACCAUACCGUACUAGUAGCAGUCGCCCGCGCGCGCGGCAGAACAUCAGCGCGCGCGGACUCGCAGGUUGCGCAUAUGCGUGUUCUGUUUUGGGUGUCCCCGUCGCCCCCUUUUGUACUGCGGUGUGUGUGUCCCUUCUUUUCUGUUACAAGUCUUCCUGCGCUACAUCAGCAGGGCAGGAGGCGUCAGCAGCAGCGUCCCAAUUUCGGAUUGUUGCUGCUGACACCCAGUAGACGGGCGGCAAGGGACUCCACGCACAACGCCUGCAUCAUGGCAAGGGAAUCGCGACCGCUCGCACUGUUGCUGCUUGUUUUCUCUGGAAGUUGAAGGCGCAACAACGAAAAGGGCCGCGGCCCGCGCUCGGUAUUCUUUUUUCGCUCUACAUAUUUCGUGCGCUACGGGCCGCCUUUGUGUAGCAUUGCGUCGGCGCGCCCGUAUGCGUGGGCUCGCACGUUCGGGCCCGUGGUGCUCUUGGUGGUCCUUGCGCCCCACGUGCUCUUGAGCCCUUGCUCUUGCUCCGUAGAAAGGGCGGUCGGUUUGUUUUUCCUCCACGCCCCGGAGCCGCCGUUUCUUUGUUUCGGUGUGUGGUGCCAGCCGGAUUUAUUUACUACCGCUGGCGCAUGCGCCUCGCGGCUCCUUUUCGGGCACUGCUUCUACAGGCCCGCGCCGUUUUUCCACCGCAUCGGCCGCGCAGGGCAUUCGGGCACGGGCGGGCGUGUUCUCCGGGCAGGCUCGGCUAGGCUGAGACCCCCGGUUGUUGGUGCAGGCGUCUUCUGUGUUUAGCUUCUACUCCUGGGGCGGGGUCCUUUCUGUGCCGACGGUUGGGAUAGCAAGCCGGCUUCAGCAACUUCCGGUUUGUAUAUGUGUUUCGGCGGCUGCGAAUUUUCGUCAGCUUUCGUUGGUAUAUGGCUGUGGCGGGCUCACAAUAGCAUAAGCUCGCCCGAUUAAGGGUUAGCUGGCCUGCUGCAGGGCGUCUUCCUUGGCUGCCGGCACAGAUGCCGAACAAUUCGACGAGAGGCGCGCAGGGCCUUACGUUGUGUUGGAGCCCAAGUGAUGAAAGGAGGCGCCAACAGUUUCGGGCGUGGGUUGAGGGGGGCUCCGAGGUGCGUCCAUCGCCGGCUGCGGGCCUUGGGUGGUCCUGUGCCGCGGUGCUUUGCGGCUCUGUUCGUCCCCCUCCCGGCUGGGCUUGAGGGUUUUCCUCCUCCCGUGGGUUGGGGGUUUUUCUCUGGCCGGCGUGGCGCACAUUCUUGUUUGGGGCGACAUUGUGCUUUAGUGCCUGCUUGGGCGGGAUUAUCGAUUUGCCCACUUUGCCUUUUUCUUACAUAGUAGAUUAGCGCGGAGCCGCAAAAAAUAUGCUUCCACCGCACCCUCUUCCGAUCUGAUGCCGCGUGCGCCGAUACUUCUUCUCUCCCUGUCGCGAUCCGUCCCAGCUCUGCGGCCGACGCAGACAAGCUUUAUGGGGUUUCAGGGUUUCCUAUUUUGGUUGUACAUGGUCUUGGUGCAGCUGCGCCGCGACUUCAAGUGCCGGCCGGGGGCUUGCAGGGCGGGACCCCGGGUCUCCAACCUCUGGCGGGCCUUCCAGAUUUAUCUUGCCCGCGAGCAUUCUUGGGCAUUUCCCUCUCUCUUUCGAGCAUACACGCCCGAGGGCGCGUCGGUUCGGUGGUUUGUCCGUCAUCUAGAUUGCCAGAUUGUCAGAAGAGAACGAUCGAACCGGGGGAGCGCAAUCUUUUCACCAUGAUGAAGGGCUAGGAUUAGCUUCUUCAACACCUACAUGGGAGUUUAUGAGAAUGCACAACUGCCCCUCCCCGUCCCCCUCGUCCUCAUUUCUUUGUCAUGCAACAUGCCAAAGCCUAUUGUAUUCCUAAACCUAAUCCAAUUCCAGCCUUUGCUUCUUGGCACUUUUUUCAUGGCAGGUUCUCGCAGUCCAAACAGCAUUACAAUCUGGUAAGGAUUUGUCAUGCCAAACCUGUAUCUUCGCAGACACUUGGAUUGCUGUUGGAUUGCUGGUUAUGGUAUACAAAUGAGGAAGGGGUGGGGUUGUGCACUCUCAUAGAGUUCAUGUGCCGGACCCGACGAGCACGACGACUUCCACGACUAUGAAAACAGUGCACUUGCUGGGGAUGGUAUGGCAGGAGAAAACUGUUUUGCUGUCAACUUGUAAUUCAGAAUAUGUGAUAAUAAUAUCUCAGAAGGGUUUGUCUUGCUACACAUGCAAGACAGUGGAUUUUAAGCUGUGUUUUAUUUCCCUCACCAACCUUGCAUGUUAAGUUUUCUCUGUCAUGUAGAACAAACCUGUAAUUAAACGUACUCGGAACAGCUUACAUCUCACAAGUAAAGCACCAUGUUGGGCGUGCAAUGGGAUGCACUCGCUGCGAGUUUUCAGGUCCUUCGCGAAAAAAGCUUUCUUCUUCCUCGCCUUGAGCGCUAGCCUAAACCCAGUUUUUUCAUGCUGAGCCCAUAGAUAUAUGUGCGGCGACUCUGAAGCCUGUUCGUAAGUUGCUCGAAGUUGAGGUAAAGUCCAUUCGCGUUUUGAUAUUUCCUUUCUAAAUUUCACACCUACUAGAACUAGCAACACCACCCGACUUCUGAUCUUGCAUUACCUUCUCUUGGAACUUGCGUCACAUUUCUUGAUGCAUGUAAUGCAAAACUUGCAAAAUCCUGACAACGAAACACUUUUUUCUUGCGACAGGUGGAAGACCAAAAAAGGAUUAUGCAGAAGGCCGGCCUGCGGACCGUGAAGCGAUACGGGCUUCCCUCAGUGACUGAAAACAAAGUGGGCCCCGUGUAUGAGUACCGGGCACGCACCUAUCUCGCACAGGAGCUGCAAGGAAAGCAGGUGCGGCUGCACCGCGUGUUUGCUGCCGACGUUAGUCGGAACGGG
Amoebophrya sp. A120 is the source of this 3086-nucleotide messenger RNA. The record is from the annotation of a GenBank genome assembly. NCBI's taxonomy places the organism in Eukaryota, Dinophyceae, Syndiniales, Amoebophryaceae.